AUCUUAAGCUUUGUUGCUACAUGAUGAAAGAGCUCCAGCCUGUGCUGGAUGGGAUGCCUGGAGUCCAUAAAUAGCAGUGCCUGGCAGCCCACUCAGAGUCCAGACCGAGGGAGAGCUGCGGAGUCUACAGGAACGACAGGCCUGUACGAAUGGCUGGGAUCCAGGCAAGCCACGGAGAUGUGGGAGAAGUAUUCACAUUCUCCUCCCCCGCCAGCCCCAGGAGGAGGAAGUUGUCACAGUUAAAUAGAGCCAGGCACACCAGUUCCUUACACAUCCGUCAAGACCAUGAGACAGAACCGGACACCAGAUCCCAGACCUUUGCUGGGCCUGCUCCUGUAUGCCCACAUGAUCUCUCACCUGGCUGGAACCACACCGCUACUUCAGACUACCACCGCCGCUGCUGCUGCCUCAGUUGGAAUCACGAAGGACCCGAGGCUCCCAGCAGCUCAGCAGUGCCCGGCAAUGGAGGUCACCUGGCCGGAGCUGGAAGUUCCACUGAAUGGAACGCUGACCUUGUCCUGUACCGCCUGCAGCCGCUCCCCCUUCAGCAUUCUCUACUGGCUGGGCAAUGGUUCCUUCAUCGAACACCUCCCAGGUCGGCUGAGGGAGGGCGGCACCAGGCGGGAGCGCCGGGGCGCACGCACCCAGCUGCAGAGGGCCCUCGUACUAGAGGAGCUGAGCCCCACUCUGCGCAACACCAACUUCUCCUGUGUUUUUGCGGAUCCUGAGCAGACUGCCCAGCGUCAUGUGGUCCUGGCGCAGCUCUGGGCUGGGCUGAGGACAGUUGUGCCUUGCACUCAAGAAGCCCCACCCUCCAGCGGGUCCCCUCUGCCUCACCAUCGAGACAGGUGAACUCCAGAGCCUGGAUGAAACGUCACCUGAGAUGCCCUUGCAGCUCAGACCUUUUUCUGCAUUGACUUAAUACUGUAUUCUUUUUUUCCCUUCUAAUGGACUGUCCCAGGGAAGGCUGGUGGUAGAUGCUGUUUCUGACCCACAGCGGGUACUCAUAAAUGGUUUUUUUUUUUUAGUGGAGGCAUGAUGCCAUCUGCUCUGUCAUUUAAGCCAUCAUUCCACUUACAGAAUGUGGCCUGUCCCAGGAGAGAGUGUGGGAAGAACGGGACUGUCACUCAGAAGUGAAAGGUAAAAUCAGAUUCUGGGGACACAGGCCCUCAGAAGUGUGGGAAGAUCCUGUGGCCCCUGAAAGGCCAGAAGGGAUCUGAGAGAAAGCAGGUAGUAGUCUGGAAAACUUGGCAGGGACAAAGAUACACCUUAACGAACCUAAACAUACCUUUCCCCUACACAGAUCAAGACAGCUCAGCAUUUAAGGGAGAAAAAUAGACUUUAUUUACAAGUAAUAACAUUUAGAAAAUAUCCAUCCCUGGCCCUUAAAAACCUUCCCAUCACUCCAAAACCCUACCCCAGUGUAAGUCUGGGGAAGGUGGGAUGAGCUGAAGGCUGCCCCCCUCCCACCCCCCCACUGCCACCCACAGGCAUGGGGCCCAUCUGUUCUGGAAAAGAGCAUCUUCUGGGCAGCUGAGCCCUUGGGUGGAUGGGAGCACCUCUAGGUGCACCCACUAGGUCAAUGCCUAGUCCUGGACUUCAAAAGCAAGGGCCUGCUUAGGCCCAGCCACCAAGAGCAGCAGGGACCAGGGCCUGCUCCUCCAGUGGUCCCUUCUGGAUCCAGAGGCUGAGGAGUACGGGGCCCUUGGGCCCAGCCACUCAAAGCCAGCCUCAAGUCUGGUUGUGAUGAAGUGACUUUGUUCUAAGAAAACAUCAUGAGGCAAGGUAGGGAGAAGACCCAGACUCUCCAGGCCUCUGGGGACAACUCUGAGAACACACUGGUUCACCUAGCGAAGGCUCCUGUGAAGAUCCAGGUACCAGGCCGGGUGUGUGGGCAGGCAUCACUGUCUGUAGGGCUUUGGCCACUGUUGGCCUAGGAGCUGAGAGAAGGCACUGAAAGGGACAGUAGAAGGAAAAGGACCAGGCGAGGUCGGCACCGAGGACACAGGUAGGGCCUCUCACUGGUCCUGGCCCUUCAGUGCUUUGCCUGAAAGAGAGAGACACAGUCACUUGGCAGGAGCUUUGUGUUGCCAGCAGGUACCAGCUGACCUCGAGGAGGCCUCUCUUAGCUCCCAAACCCCGCUGACUAGGAGCCGCCCUUGGUAUGACCUGGACAUUUCUACCAUCAUGUUAUCAGUUGCUGGCUGUGCUACAUGACUCUGUCUCUCCUGUCCUCAGAGGGUAGCUACUAAGAGAGCACCUUCUCUUAGCCCACUCCCAGCAGCCUAACUGGGCCCCACCUUGGAAGCCUCCUGAGAGGUGGCCUGGGGGAGUACCCUGUUUCCCCUAUUCUCCUAAGAGCCCAUCUACCCUCUUCCCUUCCCAGUCAGUGCUUCUACCUUGCCCUUGGCCCGAGGGGUGGCAGUGGCGGCAGCUAUGGCAGCAGCAGUGGCGGCGCUGGCUGCAGUGGUGGCGAUGCGAGGAGAGCGGCGGGUCCCACUGCGGGUGUUGGGGGAGGCCUUGGAUGGGGCUUUCUUUGAGGCUCCCCUCCGCAGAAGGCUAUUCCCGAGUUUCUUGGGUGUGUUGAGGAUGCUAAAAGCCAUUGACUGGCGACGGUCAGCCUGUUGGGGAGGGAAGGGCUAUCAAAUUGGGCUGCACUUGGGCCCUGCAAGCAAGGUCCCUGUAGGGUCUCCCUUCAGGCCCCUACUAACCUGUUUAACAGCCGGAGCUGCUUUCUUCUGGGCCUCGGUAGUGCUCUGUUUGCGCCCUUCGUGUCGGUCCCGGGGAGUCAUGGGGCGUGGGAAACAGCUGGUGGCCUUCUUAGACUAUGGGGAAGAGGAGUUCACAUCCAAAACCAGUUCUGUGUCUCAGAGCCAAGUGGACCUCAUAAGUCAACACCACUCCCUCCGGAAACCUCCCUUCCCAACAGUUCCUGUCCCUGCAUCAAGCUCUCGGAGAGAGAAGCCUGCUAGAUGGAAUAAAACAGGAGUUAGGGUCACCCACCUCAGGGGUACCAGGGCCCUGGUGGGGCUCUGAGGAGACCCGUUUGCGCUGCUGCCGGGUGGUGAUGCCUGCGCCCUCGGCUAUCUGGGCUGGCUGCAUGCUGGCUCUGCGCAAGGUCUCCUGGGGGUCACCAGUUUUCAUCUCCUCAUCUGUGAUGGUAGCCAGGCUCAGGGAAGGCUGUGUGGGAUGGAAGGGGGUGGGGCAAUGAAAUAGGACCACCCCAGAACUCUUUACAGGCCUGGUGUGUGCAGCACCUAAAGCCUUCCUGUCGUCUUCUCCACUUGGGCCCUGCUGAUGGCCAGAGCAGGCCCACCUCCUCCACAAACUCAGGCCCACCCACAGUGACUUCACCCCAAACCCUGCUCUGCCAGCUAUUCCACCGGAAGCAUAAGGUCACUCUGCAGCAGGCCAGAGACUCAGGCGGCCACUAGGGCUGGAUCAGCAAGUAACAUGGGCGGAGUGCCAAGGGAGGAGGAGGGGAGCUAGUGUGUGUCCUGUGCAGAUGACCCCUGAGCUCACCCGGGACUCCAGGGGAUAGCAGGUCUUCAGGUGUGGGGGGCAUACUCGAUUGCGCUGCUGUAGCUCUGCAAUGCGGUUCCAGUCGUCCAGCUGCUCGGGCUCAUCCUGGCAAGUGCCCAUGUAGAAGCUGUUCCUUCCUGUGGAGGGCAGGGAAGCUGAAGCAGGUGGGGCUAGGAAGGCCAGGGAGAGUGAGGGUAGAGGCAGCAGGUCACCCACUGGUCCUGGCCUCUUGAGAACCUUUGCGGCCACAACUCCUGUCCACCUGUCCUGUGGACUUCAAGACCAGUGCCCCUGAGUCCUGCUCUGCUCAGUGUGUUCUCCCUGGGGAGGUCAAAAGAAGUCCUAUGCAGAGGCUGUAACACCCUACAGAAACUAAUUGGGGACCAGGAAUUGACAGAGGUCCCUGAGGCCAAGAGCCUUUAAGAAGAAUCUAAGGAGAGAACGCUGACCCGGCAUGGCCCUUCUGACACCCCUGACCACCUAAGACACGGUAACGGAGGACUCCAGGCAGCAGCUGAGCCUCACUGUUCUGCUGGGAGUCCCAGGCUCCCUUGUGUGACCAUUUCCCGUUCACCCUGGCUGAGAUUAACAUCAGCCUGAUUGCCCAGAACAGCCCUGAGACUGUAGGGAGGAGGGGCUGGUGAAGUGCCAGAAGGGUUUUCUUUGUGUGUGUUAAGCCCCUAUGGUUCCCUCACCUGGAGGGGCCCCGCUGGACACCCCAGCCUGGGAGCGGCGAGCCGAGCUGCGAGUGGUGGGCCGGUAGCCAGGCAGGCUGAGCAGAGCCGAGUUGCCGUCCUCAGGAGAGCCCAGGCGGGUUAGAGACUGGGUGGAAGAGGUGGCUCGUGGGCCGGCCUGGGAAGCAGGGGCUGACUGUGUGCUGUAGAAGGAUGAAUUGGCGCUGUCCGGCUCUUCCAUGUCUAGCUUCUGGAAGAAAGGAUGGAUCUGGUGGGGUGGGGCCUGAUAGUCCGUAAGAUGCCUCCUGUUCACCUUCCUAAACAGGGCCUCAGAUCCCACAGCAGCAUGUGUUCCCACUGCUUUGCAGGGAUCCUGAGCUGUACAACAAGGAAUGGGCCCUGUUGCUAAGAAUCCUGCACAAGGCGCUAAGGCUAUCCCCAUUUUCACUUGAAUCUUGUUAACAGUGCUUUGAAGAGGGAAAGCAGAAUGUGUGAUCAGACCAUUUUAGAAUCAAUGUGCAAAAAAAGUAAAGUGACCAGCCCACAGGUAACAGCUAGGGAGUGGGAGAGCCAGAGGCUGGAAUGCCCGUCGCUCCUGAGUGCGUCGUAGUCUGGCUCAUCCCACCUCCACUGUCCCUCAGCCCAAGCUUGCCAGUGGCCUACCCAUCUUGUAGAACUUCUCCAGCUUCUUGGUAGCAAAGGGCAACUCACACACAAGAGGUGCUGUCUGCUGCACCAAAGGAAACAUCCUACUCCCCAUCCUCCUCAAAGUAUGGAAACAAGGGCCAGCCUGAGCCCCCAAUUUAGCGGGCAGCCCUCUGGGGGGCCACAAGGCAUCCCGGCCACCCAGGAGGUACCCUGCAGGCAUAGGGCUGGGCUGCAACUUCAUCUCUCUUCGGUCUGCACGGGUCAGUACUACAUAACGAAAGAAAUCGGCCUUAGAGUCAGUAGGCAUCCAAUUCCAGCGCUGCCCCUUUCUACAAAAGAGGCCUUGCAGAGUCACUGUGCUGCUUUGUAAGACAUAGACUAGUCAGCCUUGCCUGCCUCCAGAGGCACCCAACGGGAAAGAUGCCCUUAAGAGCAAGUGAGCAUGACUGUCCUACUAGCCCACUCCCAGCAGCCUGACCUUGGUCAUGGUGAUGUUGAUGAUCUGCGUGGUGCGCCGACGAGCGGAGCGGGUCUUCCGGCCUGAAUCCAGGAAGACGUCCCCCAGGGAGUCCAAGCUGCUCUCCAGUGGGGCCUGACCCCGAGCAGGGAUGGGGGUGAAGUAGAGACUCUCAAGGGAUUCUACCUUGGGGGGCAGGCGCUGGGAGAUGGGGGAGGCUGGCUCUCCAGGGAUGCUGGUGCCAUCUGGCUGGGUUCGAGGCAGCUUGCUGUAGGAAAAAAAAUUGCUAAGAUGCCAUGCCUGGGGCUAAAAGGCAAGUUUGUUCAUCCCUUUGUUCCAAAGUGACCAAUUCCUAUAUUUAUUACAAGCAGACCAGGUCAAGUACCCCAUUCUCUCUGAUUUUUAAAGGCAUCAAGAGACCCCUUGACCUGACCUGGGUCCUCCCUUCACUCUCCAUCAAUUCCCAUGGCUCUCUGAGCUCCUUAGCCCUGGCCACUCCCAGCUCUACUGUUAACAUGGUCCUCCUGCUGGAUCGCCUGCCUCAGGGAAUGGGAGCAGCCUCCACCUGGGUACCCCGACCAUGAACAUGGGCUCAACCCCACCUCUUCCCUCCAGCCCAGCAGCUCACCUAACCACAUCCCACUCUGUUCACAUGUCCUUCCAUGGUCUGCCUCAUCUCUCACCUAGAUUUAAUGGUACCUGAGGGGAGGUGCCAGCCUGGUGACAAGCCCCUGCUCAAGCCUACCUCUGCCACUACGGGACCUUGGACAAAUGCCUGGCCCUCUAUGUCCCAGUUUCAUCUGUUAAAGGAGAUAAUCACAGAACCUACCUCAGAGGAUUGUUGAGGGGUAAAUAAAUGCAUUAAAACUC
Molecule: messenger RNA, 6171 nt
Organism: Suricata suricatta (meerkat)
Lineage: Eukaryota; Metazoa; Chordata; Mammalia; Carnivora; Herpestidae
Gene: IL18BP
Product: interleukin 18 binding protein
Exons: 5
Coding region: 286-852 (188 amino acids)
Biological process (GO): T-helper 1 type immune response
Molecular function (GO): interleukin-18 binding
Source: RefSeq, a predicted model, not a curated record